Molecule: messenger RNA, 1182 nt
Organism: Peniophora sp. CBMAI 1063
Lineage: Eukaryota; Fungi; Basidiomycota; Agaricomycetes; Russulales; Peniophoraceae
Source: the annotation of a GenBank genome assembly
AUGUCUAAUUGGGAGCUAGACGUGGGUUCCACCCCGAUACUCAAUGACAAACCCAACUUUCUCACUGAGAAGGACGCUCAUGAGCCAUUUGACCUAGACAAACGGAUACGGCAUUUCGAAAGGCUGCUCACCGGCCACGGGCGUCAUCCAUACCUGCUGGUUCGACUUGCUGAUGCACUACAUGGCCGUAGCGCCGGUCAAGCAUUGGCACUACUGGAAGAGGCGCAACGGGAGCUGACAGUGCGGAACAUCGAAAUCAGCCCCGAGUUCUCGACGUCCGUUAACGACUUUAGGAGACGAUGGGAGAGAACGAUACGGGAAAGAAAAGACAUGCCCGACAACGUCUUUUCUCAGCCCUGGAUACCAGUCUCUGAUUUGCGCUCACCAAAGAAUGAUCUAUCACCUGAUGGCCAUGCUGAAGUACAAAGCUAUUGGGCUCAGCAUUUCCCCAAAGACUCUGAGCUUCUGAAACGUUAUCUGCGAGCCGUCGCGAUUGAAACCAACCACAUCGAGGGUGCCUUCCUCGUCACGCCAGAGUCUGCGAAGACUGUGAUACGGGAUGGUAUCUCCGCAAGCCAUGUCAUUGCGUCGCCGCGCAGUGCUAUCCAGGACGAAUCGGUCAUCGCAACUAUAUUGGAGGACACGCUCUCGGCCUAUAGUAUCGUGUAUGAUAUCGUGGAAGACCCGUACAACUUCACUCCCGAGACCAUCUGCGAGGCGCACCGUCGAGUGAUGGACACAGCGCGGUUCGAAUGUCGCUAUGUUCCUGCAGGCGUGACGCGAUCUAUCACGCGCAACGUGGUUGGCAUUCAUAGCGGGGACGGUGGAAUCAUCCAGUGCUGUCCUCCCGAACGUGUCGAUCAAGAACUGGCAAAGAUUUGUGGCUUGACACGGGAUUACCUUAAGGAGGGAAAGAUAGGCCCAUUCGCGUUGGCGUCAUGGCUUCACCUCGCGUUGGCUCGGUGCCAUCCUUUCAACGAUGGGAAUGGUCGUAUCACGCGUCUCUUCGCGUCCGUACCGCUUGCCAAACACGGCUAUCCGCCCAUAUUGGUGCCAACGGCGGACAAGGUAGCCUACUUCAACGCGAUAAAUCAGGCAUAUAAGGGCGAUUUCGUUCCCCUCGCGCAGUGCUUUGUAAAAGGCAUGCAGGCGGGAAUGGACGUCGCUGGCGGAGAGGACUGA